This is a messenger RNA of Rhopalosiphum padi (bird cherry-oat aphid), 587 nucleotides long. RefSeq lists its product as uncharacterized. The transcript is spliced from 2 exons. Lineage: Eukaryota; Metazoa; Arthropoda; Insecta; Hemiptera; Aphididae. Bases 1 to 507 code for a protein of 168 amino acids. Gene Ontology annotation, molecular function: protein dimerization activity. The record is from RefSeq and is a predicted model, not a curated record.
AUGUCUCUCAAAGAUAGAUUUUCAGAUGAAAAAUUAAAAAUAUUUACAUUAUACAACCUACACCCCAAAAAAAUGAAACUAAUGAGCGACCAACAAUUUGCAGAAAGUGUUGAAUUUAUUUGUACACUUUAUGGUUCACUUCUAGACAAUUUUAAAGAGCAAGCACUGUCAUGGUAUGAUCUAUGGAAAAAGAAAGAAGUCGAAUCCACCAUGAAAUUAAUUGAUAUUCUCGAUUACGCCACAUAUUACCCAGCGGUAUGCCAAGCAAUACAAAUUGCAAUUACUUUACCCGUAACUUCCUGCUCAGUAGAAAGAUCGUUUAGCACUUUACGCCGUUUAAAGACAUGGGUUAGAAAUAGGAUGGGAAAUGAAAGACUGAGUAGCUUGGGGUUAAUUAAUAUACACCGCCAAAGGUAUGAUGAUGAAAAUUUUUUUAAUCAACAAAUUGAUAAAUCAAUUAAUUUAUUUGCUUCUAACAAAAGAAGAUUAUCAUUGCUUUUUGAGUAAAAUGUAAUGUUAUGUAUAAAUAUUAUGAUGUAAUAUGGAACAUGGAACAUGUAAUGAUGUAAUAUGUAAAUUCAAAUCAA